AUGCCGGUCGCGGAGAGCAGUCGACUUUACGCACCAACGCGAUCCUCUCUCGCUAAGACACGCGCUGUCAGUCCACCCUCGCAGCGACGCGUCUCCCCCGCAGGCAGCAGCGGAAAUGGGGCGCAGGGUUCCGAGCCACGUGCUGGUUCAGCCCGAUCUUUCUCCCCCAAUAGAACCGCUGCACCUGCAGCCAACGGGCUCGCGCGAGCAAGCGGAGCAAGGAGCAGGGAGGGCCAGCGCGUUGAGGUCUCCGCAGACGCGCGGAGAUGGUCUGCGGGGAGCGGUCCUGCGCGGUUACCAUCCGCCUCGUCUCCCCCUACCUCCCCGCGGUUCAUUCGGCGCAGGGAUACCUCCUCCCCGCCCUCCUCCCCUCCCCUCGGACCCGGCCGGCCGUCCCGGCGAACGGACCACGCCCGAGAUGGCGGACACGUGGCACUGGGGAGGCAGGGAUUAGCGGUGAUGCAGGGACGGCGGCUGUCGGAUUCGAGCUCAAGCGUUUCGGUGCUGGGAGUGGUGGAGGAGCAAGGGGGGGACGCGGGCGAGGGGUCGCGGCAAGGAUCAGUGGACGCGUUCGAGGCGAUGAGCAACAGCAGCCAGAUCAGCGACUCCGGUAGCUACAGCGGCUCGGGGCCCACCACCGCCAGGAACGGUCAUGUCCACGCCACGAACGCUGCGAGGCAGAGCCGUUUGGCUCUUGAGCCGCGCCACGGCGGGCAAGCCGCUAGACUUGCCACGCAUGCUGAUGUGGACAGGUAUCACGAGGGCGGUCGGCAGUUGGGGCAAAUGUUGCGGGGGGGCGCGGGACCGGCGCGCAUUGUCAGCCCCGCGGAACGUGCCGUAGCCGCGGAGCUUGCGACAUUGGCGGAUUCCGUCACGGAUGCAGACGUGUAUGCGCCUUCCGCCGCCGCAGCCGAGCUUAUGUCCGCCACUGACGGCCUCUUCUCCGCCGCUUCCGCAUUCGCCUCUGCCUCUGUUCCCACGCCCCUUGGCGCGCCCUCGCCAACACCCCUCUACAGUCUCUCCGCGCAUCAGCCUGACUCAUCCUCCCCGUGGCCCCCGAUGGUUGUUGCGCUUGCGCGUCCGCCUGAGGCGGGGCUAGGGGGACUUGAUGUGAAGGCGCGGCUGGGGCGGACACUGGGGUACGGAAGCGUGGGCGGAGAGGGUGAGGCGGGGGGUAGCUGGGCUACAGGGGGUUCGAACAUUGAGGGGCAGGGAAGGGAGAGGCGGCAGCAGCAGCAGCAGCAGCCAACGAAGGACGCCAAGGAGCUCGCACGGUCGCUUCUGCUGCAGCUGUCCGGCGGCAGGAAGGGGCCGCUGGCGGGAGGCGCGACGCAGGUGAUUGCGGUGCGCGAUCGGAGUGGAGGGGAGGCGGCGCAACGGGACUCCGGAGCCUCGGGAAUGCCGGCUGUAGUCCGCGGGGAUGGCAUGAGCGGGCAGCGGCAAGGGGUGGAGGGGGCGACCAGUGCUUUCGCAGGUCGAGGGGCCGUGACUGGCAGGAAGGCGGAGCAGGGGGAGGUUGACUCGAUAAUGACACAGCGAGGUGCUUAUAACGAGAAGCAGCGCGGUGACACUGAGAGGACGGGCGGUGGCGUAAUGGGCGGUGCGAGUUUCGACGAUGACGUGAUGGCGGGAGAGGACGAGCAGCAUGAGGAGAAGCCUGCGUGGCGGCAGCCGUGGUCGCAGCGACGACCACAGCACGAUGACGUGUCGCCACCACAGCAGCAGCAGCAGCAGCAGGAGGAGGAGGAGGAGGAGGAGGAGGAAGUUUGGCUGGAGCAUGAAAAGGUGCCACAGCAAGUCGAGUUGCAGGAGCAUAUGCAGCAGCAAGUCGAGUUGCAGCAGGAGGACGAGGACCGAUCAGAGGAGACGGAAGCAAAGAGUUUGGAGGAUGAAGAGGAGCAACGGCAUGUGGGCACGCGAGCAGAGGAGCAGGCGGUGCAGCAGAGGCAGCAGAAGCUGCCGUCGCAGCCAAGCCUUUUCCAGCAGGGGCAGGGGCAGGGGCAGCAGGGGCAGCAGCAGGGGGCGGCGGGGGGCAGUCCGGUAACAACUCUGGAUGUGGCGCUGAGCAAGGGGUCCCCCUCAACCGAUGCAGGUGAGGAGGAGGGCGGGCUCGCCUUGCACGCAAGCAUGCACGCACUCGCCGACGCCCACGCCCACUGGCUCUCCGCGGAUGCCAGCCAAACAGAGGACCUGCAAGCUGAAGAGGACAUGGAGAAGCUUGGAGGUGCAGAGGAAGAGGCAGAAGCCUGGGGGGAAGCAGAGCGCGUGUGGGGCGAUGAGCCUUGCAUGCCUGCCCAACAGGCGCUGCCCCUCUCGCACACACAAGGAGACAAGGCACCCGACUCGUCCCUGCUCGCACCAGCAAACCCUCCUCCUGCCCCUCCUCUCACCACCGCCGCCACCCCCGCAGCAGGCCCACUCCAACCGCCCGUCUCAGCGCCCCCGCCUCCUCUCCCGCUGCCACCACUGGACUCCCUAAGCACAGUGGAUCUGGGCACGCUCGCCUUUGUGCCGUCACCAGCGGGCAUGGAGGAGGAUCUAGAGUACAUUCGUUACGUGCUCGUUGCUGCUGGCUUCGCCAACCGCUCCCUCCCCCCCGCGGCGUCUCCAGCUGCGCCCAUCAGUGCGGCGGUGUUUGAAGUGCUGGAGGCGGAGUUCCUGUCGCUGGAUGGCAUCAUUGUUGACCCUGCUACCCCCCUGGGGCCCGUCACGGGGCAAUCAGCAUCAGCGGGGGGUAAGGUGGGAGGUCCGAGCGCAUCAUCGCCAGAGGCAGCAGCAGCAGCAGCAGCAGCAGAUGGGUUGUCGGAGAGUGAGAGCCUGCCAUCAGACGCAGCGCCGGCCUUCUCCUCACCAGCCCUCCCCGCUAAUUACCCCGACGAGCGGCGCCAGCGCCGCCUCCUCUUUGACGCGGUGAACGAAUCUCUCGGCCGCCGCCUCGCGCCCUUCCUCCUGCCCUCCCAACCCUGGCAGCACCUGCAUGCCGCCCGGCCUGCACCCCUACGGAAACGGCCAGCCGGGCGGCGGCUGCUGCAGGAGGUGUGGGCAGAAAUCCACUCGUGGGCUGUGCCCAUGUCUGAUGACGUGUUUGACACCCUUGAUGACCUGGCACGAAGGGACUUGUGGAAGGGGCUGGACACGUGGAUUCCCCUGGAUAAGGCUGUGGAUGAUGAGGUGCCAGAUGUUGUGUUUCGAUUGGAGGAGGUGCUGAUGGGGGAGUUGAUUGGGGAGAUGUGUGCGGAAUGGGUGGAGAUUGGGAGGAGAAGGCAGAAACGGGGAGAUGGAAUGGACGAGUUGAUGGAUGGCGGAAAGAAGCAUGGUGGAGGGAGUGAUGUUGUGUUUGUAGCAGGUAAGGAUGGAGCUAAGGCAGGUGCGGUGGCCGUGGAAGAGAAGGAAAGUGGUUCGGCAAGAGGGUCACCGGACACGAUAACCGGAUUUCUGCUGGCCGGAGUGGGUCACAUGGACGUACGGCGACGGAAGAACUAUCUUGUCGUCGACUCCAAGACCCCUGUGCGACAGAUCGAGGAGUCGUUUAAAGAGUUCAGCAACAGGGAGGACGUCGCCGUCAUUCUUAUCAGCCAAUAUAUCGCCAACAUGAUUCGGUACAGCAUCGACAGCUACAACAAGCCCAUACCCGCCGUGCUGGAGAUCCCCAGCAAGGAGCACCCGUACGACCCCAACCAGGACUCCAUUCUGUCGCGCGUGAAGCACAUGUUUGCCUCCUCUGAGUCCGUUUCUGACUCCAGGGUCUGA
Messenger RNA from Closterium sp. Naga37s-1, 3750 nucleotides. The record is from the annotation of a GenBank genome assembly. NCBI's taxonomy places the organism in Eukaryota, Viridiplantae, Streptophyta, Zygnematophyceae, Desmidiales, Closteriaceae.